Molecule: messenger RNA, 1489 nt
Organism: Tripterygium wilfordii
Lineage: Eukaryota; Viridiplantae; Streptophyta; Magnoliopsida; Celastrales; Celastraceae
Exons: 6
Coding region: 777-1238 (153 amino acids)
Source: RefSeq, a predicted model, not a curated record
UAGUUAAUAUUAGUGUGUGUGAAUGUCAUUGCACAAGUGAUAUAUACAAAGUGGUAGUCUAAUUAAAAUGUUAGAUUGAUAUGGACCGUAGAUCUUGUACAAAAUUUACGGUCAAUAUGCAUUGCAAGUUUAACAUAUAUAUUAAGAACCCUAAUCUACAUUUCUCUUCACAACCCCCAUUCUGAGUCCGCCGUCGUACUCUCUUGCUGUCUUAUCUCUCACAAUCUAUCUACUCUGUCACUGGCUUCUUUUUGUCUCUUAACCAAACAAGCAAUCUUUCGCCUUUAGGCCUCCUCCAGUUAUAUCCUAUUAGUACUGACUAAAGGUAUCGCUAAGGUUAGGGAGGCUUGUGGAAGGACACAGGGGAAAAUGCUAGCUAGCCUUCCGGCGGGAGUUAAGUUGACCGUAGAGUUUGAUGACCAUCACAGACCAAUUGGACGUCACAUGUCCCACUAUGCCACCAUGCAAGGACUUGUUAUUCGCAACAAGGAAUUCACUCCACUUGGCUAUAAAUCUUGGCUUGAACUGCCAGGCGAGAAUAAGAACAAAAUGGUGCAGGAGGUUCUAAAAAAAUUUGAAAUUGGGGAUGUAGAGUUGAGGGUCAAGUACUGGUAAAGUCUCUCGGAAAGAAGUGGAAAGAAUAUCGAUGUGAACUGAAAAAGGCAUAUGAUAUACGCUUUAUUGAUGCGGUUCAUGCGGAGAAACUUCAGAACCUACUUAAAGGGGUUUCUGAGUCUGAUUGGCUAUGGCUGGUGGAUCACUGGGGUGGACUGGCCAUGAAGGAACUCUCUAGGCGGAACAAGCAAAGAAGAGCGCAGCAGACAAUGCUUCACUGCACAGGCAGAAGAUCCUUUGCUCAGAUUUCUGAUAAGAAAGUGAUACAUUUUUUUCAUAUUCAUGUUAAUUUGUAUAUUUUAUUUCUUCAUAAUUGCAUGAUUUCAAUUUUCAUUAAUUUCCUUUCCACAAACCAGGAGAGGAGUACUGGGGUUGAACCAAGUAGGCUUGAUGUCUUUGACGUGGCAUACAGAAGAUCAGAUGGGACAUUCUCGGAUCCUGUGGCUGAGCAGAAAGGCGAGGAGAUCAGCAGAUUAAGGAGGGAGAGGGAGCAGGGUCUAAAUUCCUACUCCGAAGAAGAUAUGUUUAGGCUAGUUUUUGGAAGAGAAAGGGAUGGGAGAGUCCGCUGCAUCGGAUAUGUACUUACUCCGACUGUUGUGUUUGGAAGGCAAAGGGCGGUCUGAAGUGAACUUUGAGGACUGAGGCUUCCCUGAACACAAAGAAGAAGUAAGAAAAGACCCGAAAACAGAAGUGAUGAAAAAUAGGGGGGACUGAUUUAUUUGCCUUUUUAAGUUGAAUGGUUUUUUCCUCUUCCAUUUGGACCCUUUUUUUGUUAUAUUUUAUGGGUCACAAACUCUUGUGAAACCAACAGAAAGCCCAAACCAGACUGGGCUUAUUUUCGUAGUAAGUCCAGCCCAAGACUUGAAAGUUUUAA